Molecule: messenger RNA, 1002 nt
Organism: Knipowitschia caucasica
Lineage: Eukaryota; Metazoa; Chordata; Actinopteri; Gobiiformes; Gobiidae
Source: the annotation of a GenBank genome assembly
AUGAAACAGCUGGUUUUCUCAUCACAGGGAAUACCUUUCAACCCGCCCAAUGUGUCCAUGUUCACACAGUCGUUGGCUCCUCCUUCAUCAUCAUCAUCCUCAGAGAACCACACAAAACCCCUGGACUCUGUGGAGGAGGUGAGGGACAGGAGGCCCCUGGACUCUGUGGAGGAGGUGAGGGACAGGAGGCCCCUGGACUCUGUGGAGGAGGUGAGGGACAGGAGGCCCCUGGACUCUGUGGAGGAGGUGAGGGUCAGGAGGCCCCUGGACUCUGUGGAGGAGGUGAGGGACAGGAGGCCCCUGGACUCUGUGGAGGAGGUGAGGGACAGGAGGCCCCUGGACUCUGUGGAGGAGGUGAGGGUCAGGAGGCCCCUGGACUCUGUGGAGGAGGUGAGGGACAGGAGGCCCCUGGACUCUGUGGAGGAGGUGAGGGUCAGGAGGCCCCUGGACUCUGUGGAGGAGGUGAGGGACAGGAGGCCCCUGGACUCUGUGGAGGAGGUGAGGGGAGGCCCCUGGACUCUGUGGAGGAGGGACCUGUCCCGUAACCGGAUUGGCUGCCUGGUGCCCGGGGCGUUGGUGGAUCUGAGCAGCCUCUCCAAACUGAAUCUCUCCGGAAACAUCUUCUCCACCCUGAGCCCGGGACUCUUCAGGCACCUGACGGCUCUCAAAGUGCUACACUUUAAGACAGAAAGCCUGUUCUGUGACUGUCAGCUGCAGUGGCUUCUGCUUUGGGCCAAGUCCAAGUCGGUGCGGAUCGGAAACGACACCACCUGCUCCUUCCCCACCCACCUGCACGGGCUGGAGUUCAGGAACCUCAGGCAGCAGCAGCUCCAUUGUGAUCGGGCUGAUCACGUGGAGCCCUUCAGCCCAGCGCCGCGCUCUUCAACCUCAGACACAAAGGUUUCCAAAGGUUUCCAAAGGUUUCCAAAGGUGUCCGUUUUUUACAGAGACACGUGGGAGAUAAUAGCAAUCCAUCCUCCUCCUCCCGAGACGCUUCAUUAG